AUGGGAGAGAGAUAUAGAUUCGAUUCCUCAAUUUUCGUGGUAGUCUUUAUAACCUUCCUCUUGAAGUGCGCGGCGCAGUUAUCAUGGAGUUGCGACAUCUCGCGGGGCAAGUGGGUAGCGGACAGCAAGUUACCGCUCUACACAGGCAACUCGUGUCCAUACAUCCGCACAUCGCAGAACUGCCUCAAGCAGGGCCGCCCGGACAUGUCGUUCCAGAAGUUCCGCUGGCAGCCCAGGGGAUGCUCUGUGAAGCGCGUGUCGCCGCAGAGUUUGGCGGAGAUGUUUCGCGGCAAGCUGGUGCUGGUCUUCGGCGACUCGCUCUCCAAGAACUUCGCCGCGUCGCUGCAGUGCAUGCUGCACGCCGCCGACUCUACCGCCGCUAGGUCGUACCGCCUGGCGCAGAAGAAAACCGCCGAGUGGGGCGUCGAGUUCCCGACGUACAAGAUCCGGUUCGUGUCCGUGUUCUCCAACUGGCUCAACAACGCCACCAGCCUGCCCGAAAAGAACGGCAUCGAGCAACACCGCAUCGACCUGGACGGCCUGGAUCAGCGCAUCAAGGACUUGCUGCCCAUCGCUGACAUCGUCAUCUUCCAGGCGACGGCGUGGUGGAUGCCACCUAUCAACCGGUGGUACGUGGGCGGCAAGGAGGCGACGAUGAAGGCGACGGCGGCGUACGAGCGCGGACUGACGACGCUGCGGGACUACGUGGCGGGCAGCAGCGGCGGGUUCAGGGGGCGCGCCGUGGUGAUGGGCGUGUCGCCGUCGCACUACGACUUGCCCGUGGCGGGCGUCAAGAGGGGGUCGUGCAAAGUCAACUCCAUGCUUACCAGCGCGCAGACAGCCAGCGUGCGCAGUGGAGACGGCUCCUCUAGUGAUCUGCGGGCCAUCCAGCAGCGUGUUCUCAGGGGGUCGUCGGUGGUGUACGUGGAUGUGAAGCCCAUGAGCGACUGGCGGCCCGAUGGACACAUCCAAAACUGGAGUGUCAAAGGUGCCAGAUCGACUACUAAAGCAAUGGCUGGCAGCUACCCGCCGAUUCUUCGAAUGCGCUGCGUGGCGCAGACGUAUGAUUGGGGCAUCAAGGGCAGUGGGAGCACGGUGGGUCGGCUUUACGCGCUGGGCACGAGCGGCAGCGCGGAGGCGGCUAAGGAAGACGUGCCGUACGCCGAGCUCUGGAUGGGCACGCACCCCAGCGGGCCGUCGCUUGUGCUGCCGUCCGCGCAAUCGGAUGAGGUCGAUGCCUCGUGCCCCGCUCUCGUCAAGGCCGACGUCGCAGCGGGCGAGCCGCAGCUGUUGCAAGAGUGGCUCGACGCACACCCCGAGGCCCUGGGCGCCACAGUGCAGCACAAGUGGCCCGGCCAGCUGCCGUUCCUCUUCAAGGUACUGAGCGUGGCGAAGGCGCUGUCGAUCCAGGCGCACCCAGACAAGCGGCUGGCGGAGCGGCUGCACGCGACGCAGCCGAAGAACUACAAGGACGCCAACCACAAGCCUGAGAUGGCGCUCGCCGUCACCAACUUCGAGGCGCUCUGCGGCUUCGUCACCUCGCGGGAACUCCGCGAAAGCAUCCAGUCGUUGCCGGAACUGCGAAUGGCCAUCGGCGAACACACGGCGGACAGCGUGCUGAGAGCCAGCAAGAAUGGUGUCAACGGCGUCAAUGGGGUCAACGGCGUCAACGGAGUCAACGGCGUCAACGGCGCUCAUGAAGCUCAGGAGUGUGCGGAGCGAAGGGCGUUCAAGGACGCGUUCAGAGCGCUGAUGACGCAAGACGGCGCCGUGAUUGAGAAGCACCUUUCGAGCCUUGUGGCGCGGCUGCAGGCCGAAUCCAAGGAGCGCGAGCUGUCGGACAAGGAGCAGCUGGUGCAGCGGCUGGAGCAGCAGUACCCGGGCGACGUGGGCGUGCUCUCCGCCUUCUUCCUCAACCACGUCACGCUGCUGCCCGGCCAGGCCAUCUGCCUCGCCGCCAACGAGCCGCACGCGUACCUGGCAGGCGAGUGCAUCGAGUGCAUGGCGGCGUCUGACAACGUGGUGCGCGCGGGCCUCACUCCCAAGUACCGCGACACAGACACGCUCACCUCCAUGCUCACCUACCACCAGGGCCGCCCCCACCUGCUCAACGGUGACCGCGUCACCCCCCACGUCACACUCUACACGCCGCCCUUCGAGGAGUUUGAGGUCGAAAAGAUCUCUGUGCCCCUCGGGCAGACGGCAGCCCUGCCAGAGAUAUCUGGGCCGUCCAUUCUGCUGGUGUUUCGCGGAUCUGGAGCCAUCUCAGUGGCCCCGGCCAACGGGCUGACCAAGGUGCAUGGGUGCGCGGCAGCGGUGGCGGCGGCGCCGUCAUACGUGCAGGGUGUGCACGUGGGGGACAUCUUCUUUGUGCCCGCGGGCAGCAACAAGCUGCUGGCGUCCGCUGUGGUGGAGACGGAUGGAGCACAGAAUGAGGAGGUGCUGGAGAUGUACCGUGCCCGCGUGAAUGCACAUGUGUGCUGA
Messenger RNA from Closterium sp. NIES-65, 2484 nucleotides. NCBI's taxonomy places the organism in Eukaryota, Viridiplantae, Streptophyta, Zygnematophyceae, Desmidiales, Closteriaceae. The record is from the annotation of a GenBank genome assembly.